CAACCCAACCUGUCUUUUUCCAAUUGACGCAAAAAAGCAAGUCAAACCAUACAUACAUACAUUUCAACCCAUCCCUCAACUCAAAUUUCCAAUCAUAAUUUGUACUACACAUACCAUUUAAUCUCAUUUCAACUCUGUACUACACUCCUCCUCAGAAGUACAUUCAAUUUCAUUAUUAACGCACGCAUUUACACCCACCACACCACUUGUAAUUCAGAAAGCAUGGAGGGGGUUUCAAUAACCGAAUCCGACACACCGGAGCAGAUUCCGGUGAGAACACCACCGUGGCAACAGCACAUAACUGUUCGAGGAGUGGUGGCGAGUUUAUUGAUCGGGAUUAUGUACAGUGUGAUUGUAAUGAAGCUUAAUUUAACAACUGGGCUUGUUCCAAAUCUCAACGUUUCAGCUGCUCUUCUCGCGUUUGUGUUUAUCCGAACGUGGACCAAGAUGCUCCAUAAAGCCGGUUUCACAACCACGCCCUUUACCCGACAGGAGAACACCAUUAUUCAGACAUGUGCGGUUGCUUGUUACAGCAUUGCUGUUGGAGGUGGAUUUGGGUCUUAUUUGUUGGGGUUGAACAAGAAGACAUAUGAGCAAGUAGGGGUAGAUACAGAAGGGAAUUCACCUGGGAGUUACAAAGAACCUGGGAUUGGUUGGAUGACUGGUUUUUUGUUUGUCACAAGUUUUGUUGGCCUCUUGGCUUUGGUUCCCCUUAGAAAGAUUAUGAUCAUAGAUUAUAAAUUGACAUACCCAAGUGGCACAGCUACAGCUGUGCUCAUCAAUGGUUUCCACACUCCCAAAGGAGACAAGAUGGCCAGGAAGCAAGUAGUCGGGUUUGCGAAAUUCUUCACGGGUAGUUUCGCCUGGGCUUGUUUCCAGUGGUUCUAUUCGGGUUCGGGCAAAUGCGGAUUCACAUACUUUCCUACAUUCGGGUUAAAAGCUUAUGCAAACUCGUUUUAUUUUGAUUUUAGCAUGACAUACAUAGGGGCAGGAAUGAUAUGUUCACAUCUUGUGAAUUUGUCGCUGCUUGCCGGGGCCAUAUUAUCUUAUGGAGUAAUGUGGCCACUAAUCGGUGACCGGAAAGGCCAUUGGUUUCCUUCUAGCUUACCAGAAAGUAGCAUGAAGAGUCUAAAUGGUUACAAGGUUUUCAUUUCGAUCGCGCUUAUCCUAGGAGACGGGCUUUACAAUUUUCUCAAGAUCACUUUUUUCACAGCUAGAAACAUAUAUUCCACCUCAAGAAACAACCCUAAAACCAACCAAGAUGACAAUAAUCAACCUCAAGAUAAUCUGCAACGAAACGAGGUGUUCUUGAGAGAAAGCAUCCCGUUUUGGGUUGCAGCGGUUGGUUAUAUCGCCUUCUCUAUCGUCUCCAUAAUCAUCAUCCCGAUCAUGUUUCCCGAGCUCAAAUGGUAUUAUGUUCUCGUAGCCUAUGUAAUCGCACCAUCGUUGGGCUUUUGUAAUGCUUAUGGUGCGGGACUAACGGACAUGAACAUGGCCUAUAACUAUGGAAAAGUUGCACUUUUCGUGCUCGCUGCAAUGUCGGGAAAAGAUAACGGUGUGGUUGCGGGUUUAGUUGGGUGCGGUUUGAUUAAAUCCAUCGUCUCAAUAUCAUCCGACUUAAUGCAUGAUUUCAAGACGGGCCAUUUGACCAUGACUUCACCACGGUCAAUGCUGGUUAGUCAAGCUAUCGGGACAGCCAUCGGGUGUGUAGUGGCCCCGCUAACUUUCUUUCUUUUUUAUAAAGCGUUUGAUGUCGGAAAUCCCGAUGGUGAAUAUAAAGCUCCUUACGCUAUAAUCUACCGAAACAUGGCAAUUUUAGGCGUGGAAGGGUUUUCCGCACUGCCACAGCAUUGCUUACAGUUAUGUUACGGGUUUUUCGCGUUUGCCAUGAUGGCAAACCUGGUGCGUGACACGUCAUCGAAGAAAGUUGGGGAGUGGGUCCCGUUACCUAUGGCGAUGGCGGUACCGUUUCUAGUGGGGGCUUAUUUUGCUAUUGAUAUGUGUGUGGGAAGUUUGGUUGUGUUUGUUUGGCAUAAGGUUAACAAGCAAAAGGCGAAUUUGAUGGUGCCUGCUGUUGCUUCUGGUUUGAUUUGUGGUGAUGGAUUAUGGAUUCUUCCUUCAUCAAUACUUGCAUUGGCUGGGGUGAAUCCUCCAAUUUGUAUGAACUUUUUGCCUACAAAAAACUAAUGAGUUUAGGAUUAACAUGUAAUGUAAAGAUAGGAAUUGUAAUAAACACAAAACUGUCAUGGUCUAGUUGUAUUCUAGUGUCCGGGCCGUUUGGUUCACUUCACAUGUUCGUGCUAAAUACAAGUGACCUAAAUGAAACAAUAUUGAAACUUGAUUA
Helianthus annuus (common sunflower) is the source of this 2344-nucleotide messenger RNA. RefSeq names its product metal-nicotianamine transporter YSL3. Gene Ontology annotation, biological process: seed development; response to iron ion. Gene Ontology annotation, molecular function: oligopeptide transmembrane transporter activity; iron-nicotianamine transmembrane transporter activity. The record is from RefSeq and is a predicted model, not a curated record. The transcript has 7 exons. Gene Ontology annotation, cellular component: plasma membrane. The coding region runs from base 223 to 2187 and encodes 654 amino acids. NCBI's taxonomy places the organism in Eukaryota, Viridiplantae, Streptophyta, Magnoliopsida, Asterales, Asteraceae.